Messenger RNA from Salvelinus fontinalis (brook trout), 7344 nucleotides. Its product is annotated as SH2 domain-containing protein 3C-like. The transcript is spliced from 13 exons. Gene Ontology annotation, molecular function: guanyl-nucleotide exchange factor activity; phosphotyrosine residue binding. The record is from RefSeq and is a predicted model, not a curated record. Gene Ontology annotation, biological process: small GTPase-mediated signal transduction; positive regulation of peptidyl-serine phosphorylation. NCBI's taxonomy places the organism in Eukaryota, Metazoa, Chordata, Actinopteri, Salmoniformes, Salmonidae. Bases 105 to 3236 code for a protein of 1043 amino acids.
UCUUCCCCCCCAGCCAGUCAGUAGCUAUCUUCCCCCCCAGCCAGUGAGUAGCUCUCCCCCCCGGCCAGUCAGCCUGAAGUUGGACAUCAUCCCACAUCCACAACAUGAGCGGAAAACGGAAACUGAGUUUCAAGUGGCUCGGGAGUCUCUCCAACCUAUCCUUUCGUCGUGGAUCAUCGUCAGAGAAAUCUCCCUCUAAGCCUGACGGGGGCAGAGCUCUGGAUGUGGUAUCCUCCCCCGACGCCGCGGAGACGUCUGUUGACGACAUGGAUAUGACUCGUCCGCGCACCUCCAGCUACGCCCGCUCCAGCGACAACUAUACCCACAUGGGCACCUUGCCCCGCCUCCUCCUCAGGAAGAGAGACAAGAGUGGGAAUUCUGUGAAAGGAGGAACCAAGAAGGGGGCGGGGCUGGGCAGGAGUCAGAGCCAGCGGCCGGCAGGGGACCAUGUCUGUAGCUCUCCCCUUCUCACAGCUCUAUCUAGCAAGCCUGGCUCCAGACAGGACCAGCCUGGCUCCAGACAGGACCAGCCUGGCUCCAGACAGGACCAGCCUGGCUCCAGACAGGACCAGCCUGGCUCCAGACAGGACCAGCCUGGCUCCAGACAGGACCAGCCUCGCUCACCUCUAUCCAGCCAGGCUGGUCCUGGUCCAAAGACCCAACAGGCCCAGGGGCUGCCUCCCCUCCCCAGAGGGGGAUCACUCAGUAGGAGUAAACACAAAGACCCACAGGCCCACUGUGAGGAAGGAAAACCACAGACAAGUCAGCUAAUGUCAGCUCAGGCUGUGGGGUCUGCUACCGCCUCUACCGCUUCGUCACUUGUCUGUGAUGACGUCCCUGAAGGGAACACAUUCCCCCCUGAUCAGGGUGUUCCAUCUCCAGAUACAGCAUCAACUGGUGGGGCCAGAAGGAAUCUUCCUCCUGUUCCUGGUCAGUCAGUUUCAAUGUCCUUACAGAGACAGGUGACCAUUCAGACAGAAGAGCCAUCUCCAACCCCUAAGGUUCCUAAGAAAUCCUUGCCUGGGACCCAGGUCACCCAGCAUUGUGAGGAGGGCUUCCCCAGGGAGAGAGCUGAUAACCUAGGGACAGACAGUAACUCCAGCUCCCUGCCUGAGAUGGCCUCCUGUGGUUCUAGUGGAAGAGAUCUUCAGAGGGAAACUCAUCCUGGUGAACCUGUGAACAGCCACAUGGACCCAACAGACAGCCAGGAUGAAUAUGUCAAGUUCUCCAAGGAGAAGUACCUGCUGGAGUCUGCACCAGAGAAACUACACACGGAGCUGGAGGAGGAGCUGAAACUCUGCAGCAGCGAUAUCAGGAGCCAUGGCUGGUACCAUGGACACAUCCCACGAGAGGUGUCGGAGACGGUGGUGCUGCGAAACGGUGAUUUCCUGAUCCGUGAUUCGCUGAUAAACGUGGGCGACUAUGUCCUGACGACCAGGUGGAACUACGAGGUUCUGCACAUCAAGAUCACCAAGGUCCUGGUCAAGUCCACCACUGAGUCUAAGGUCCAGUACCUGUUAGAGAAAGACAGUUUCGACUCUAUACCUGAGCUGAAGAGGUACUACGUGGCCGGACGGCGACCUGUCUCCCAGCCCAGCGGAGCCCUGAUCUACUGUCCAAUCAUACGCACCCUCCCCUUGCGUUACCUGGAAGCAACGUUUGCCUUAGCCAAUAGCAGACAUGGCCUAGCCCACUCACCAUCCAGUCAGAAAGGAGCGUACAUCAAGAGGCGGAGCGUGACCAUGAACGACGGAUUGACCACGGACAAGCUGAUACCUCACAGCUCCUCUACUAUUCACAACCACAAAGACGCCAUGAGGAACUGUGCUCUGAGUAUGGACCUUAUCCAGGAGCAUCGCCGUCCUCCUUUAGGGGAGACACCUCUCUCCCCAGCCUACAGCCACAUCCACAGACACAGAACCCAGUCAGGGGUUAGAGUUCUGGCUGUGGUGCCCCCCUCGCCAGUCCUGAGACACUUCAGCGACCCCCAGCUCAGCCCAGGCUCCAACAACAACCUACCCGACAUGCUAGCAGCCAGCUCCCACUCCACCCCGGCCCACUGCUCCUACGAAACCCCAGGAGAUGGCUCCGAGACGGGGAGCAGCUACUGCAACUUACGGCCCACCCCGGCCCUCUGUCCUAAGGCUCACUGUGCCGCCGGCAUGCCCCCCACACCUCCCACUAAGAGCUACGUGGAGAGGCUGCGUGUGGAGGAGGGUCGAGGGCCUGCCCCAGGGAGGGAGGAUGGGGCUGGAGAAGAGGCGUUCAUCGCUCCCCUAGUGGAGACAGCCUCCUCCUUCAGACCAGGGAUGUACGUCUCGCACCUUAUGCCCCAGGAGAACAAGCCCUUAGAGAUGAGCAUUCUGAAGAGGGUUAAAGAGCUUCUGGCGGAGGUGGAUGUUAGGACGGCUGCUAGACACAUCACCAUGGCUGACUGCACGGUUGCUAGGAUACUGGGUGUUACCGAGGAGAUGCAGAGGAUGAUGGGAGUGGGCUCAGGACUGGAGUUGUUGACUCUUCCUCACGGACACCAGCUGAGACUGGACCUACUGGAGCGGUUCUAUACUAUGUCUAUAAUGACCGCUGUGGACCUGCUGGGCUGUACAGGCAGUAAAGAGGAGAGGGCUGCUCUGCUCCAUAAAACCAUCCAGCUGGCUGCUGAACUCAAGAGCAACCUGGGGAACAUGUUUGGCUUCGCUGCUGUGAUGAGAGCACUGGAGCUACCACAGAUCUCUCGUCUGGAGCAGACGUGGAUGACUUUACGUCAGAGACACACAGAGGGAGCCAUCCUCUAUGAGAAGAAGCUCAAGCCAUUCAUGAAGAACAUGAACGAUGGCAAAGAGAGCACUGUGUUGUCCAACACCUCCUUCCCUCAUGUGGUUCCUCUGCUGUCUCUGCUGGAGAGGAGUGUGGCCGUGGGGGAAGGGCCAGGGGCGGGGAUAGAAUCCUGGGAGAAAGUGCAGGCGGGGGUUGACGUGGUGAUGUCACACCUGGAGGCUGCCCGGACCAUCGCUCACCAUGGGGGGCUGUACCGCACCAACGCUGAGACCAAACUACAGGGCUUCCAGGAGAGGGAGGAGGUUCUGGAGAUCUUCCGGACAGAGUUCCAGAUGAGGUUGCUAUGGGGAAGUCGGGGGUCGGAGGGCAGCCAAUCAGAGCGCUAUGAGAAGUUUGACAAAGUCCUGACCGCUCUGUCUCACAAGCUGGAACCUCUUGUACGCCACAGUGAACUAUAGCAUCCAUCUCACCAAACACCCCUAUACACAGCACUCACAGUGGUAUGGCCCGUCUCCCCACACUGCUGCUGGAUGAAUCCAAUGUGAGGGGAGGAAGCAGCUAACGGAGACAAGAGAAUAGACUGAGAGAGGAAAAGGGUACGCUAGGAGAGAAGGAGCGUCUCACUGUAUAUCCCCAUAAAAGUCAUAAAGGGCUUUUUCAGAGCUCUUAAACAGUGUGGGAAGUUACAUAUUCUGCCUAUCUUCGAAGUACAGAUAAUUGUAUGGUGUGCGCUUAGGGUCAAACAGCACAGGGGAGGGAGUAUAGGGAAGACAAAGCUCUGAUUUGUCUAAAACCUCCCUCACUAGUACUGUCACAACUCUGUAGUAUCACCAACUUAAAGAGACAGUAAUAUUUAAAACAAUGUUUGUGCUCUUCAGGACACCUGUAUAAUAGAUAUAAAACUAUCUGUAUCUAUGACCUGUGUCACCAGACCUCAGCUUCAGACUGAGAGGUAGUGUGUUCUGGAAUCUGUUGUUCUUGUAUAGGCUCUCUGCAUAUCUGCCAUUCAUUCCAUAUUCCAUCACGUCCCCUGCUGAUGACACCUGCAGUGUGCUCAUACAGCUGGCCUCUUAUCGGUCUGUUUUGAACAAGUCAUAAUAUAUGUUAUGUUUCCAAACCACACCAGCUGUCUGAGGCGUACUGUGCUCUGCCUAAAAGCAUUUUCUCUCUGUGAACUUUGUUUGUGUGCUGUUCAGUGGCAGUUAUCUUAUAUGAGGGCUCUUCUGAGAAGCAUUCACCCCCCCUCUUCUUUUCUCCGUUUCUGGCAUGUCAUAAAUGUUUCUCAAAUCAAAACAAAAUCAAAUUGUAUUGGUCACAUGCACAUAUUGGGCAGAUGUUAUUGCGGGUGUAGCGAAAUUCUUGUGGCAUGUCAAUAAUGUUUCUGGCAUAUUAUUAAUGUUUCUGCCAUGUCAUUAAUGUCAUGUCCUUAAUGUUUCUGGCAUGUCAUUAAUGUUUCUGGCAUGUCAUUAAUGUUUCUGGCAUGUCAUUAAUGUUUCUGUCAUGUCAAUAAUGUUUCUGGCAUGUCAUUAAUGUUUCUGGCAUGUCAUUAAUGUUUCUGGCAUGUCAUUAAUGUUUCUGUCAUGUCAAUAAUGUUUCUGUCAUGUCAAUAAUGUUUCUGGCAUGUCAUUAAUAUUUCUGGCAUGUCAUUAAUAUUUUUGGCAUGUCAUUAAUAUUUCUGGCAUGUCAUUAAUAUUUUUGGCAUGUCAUUAAUAUUUCUGGCAUGUCAUUAAUAUUUCUGGCAUGUCAUUAAUAUUUCUGGCAUGUCAUUAAUAUUUUUGGCAUGUCGUUAAUGUUUCUGGCAUGUCAUUAAUAUUUUUGGCAUGUCGUUAAUAUUUCCUGAUGACUCCUGUCCCAUUUACAUCAUAUGAGCAUGUUUUUUCUGCACUUGUCACACACACAAUUAAAAAUAGCCAUAAUGCACUCUCACCUGUUUGUGUGAACUAUUGGACUUCAGGCACAUGUGUUAUAAUGUAAAACACUGACUGUGCUGUUCUCUUGAUCGUUACUUAGAUAUUUUUGAAAGGCGUGGCAUUCCAAAUACUGAGUGAUAUUUUUUUUCUUCUUCCUGACAAACUUUGUUGUCAUGGUAACAUGUUUGACAGACUUUGUUGACAUGAUAACGUAACAUGUUUGAGCCUCUGCUGUUCCCAUACGAUUCAGGUUUUAACCGGCGUGAAUGAAUGUGCUUUGGUCUGAAAGCGAUCCAGAACGUUCUCAGGGCAGAAUGGAGACCCUAAAAAAUGUAUUUUUGCUGAAAUGCUUUAGUGAAAUAAAUGUCAUGUAAAAUGCAACUUCAACAUGAGGGCUUAGAGGAAUCUGGCAACUUCCUUGGAACUAAAUACAUUGUGACCUUUGAUCAAAUAAUUCCUGGAAACUUUUCAUCUGCCGACUCCUAAGCAGUAGUCACGUUACUGUCACAGUGGGCACGUUACUGUCACAGUGGUCACGUUACUGUCACAGUGGUCAUGUUACUGUCACAGUGGUCACGUUACUGUCACAGUGGUCAUGUUACUGUCACAGUGGUCACGUUACUGUCACAGUGGUCACGUUACUGUCACAGUGGUCACGUUACUGUCACAGUGGUCACGUUACUGUCACAGUGGUCAUGUUACUGUCACAGUGGUCACGUUACUGUCACAGUGGUCACGUUACUGUCACAGUGGUCACGUUACUGUCACAGUGGUCACGUUACUGUCACAGUGGUCAUGUUACUGUCACAGUGGGCACGUUACUGGCAUUACUCGCAGUGGUCACGUUACUGUCGCAGUGGUCACGUUACUGUCGCAGUGGUCACGUGACAGUCGCAGUGGUCACGUUACUGUCACAGUGGUCACGUUACUGUUGCAGUGGUCACGUUACUGUCGCAGUGGUCACGUUACUGUCGCAGUGGUCACGUGACAGUCGCAGUGGUCAUGUUACUGUCACAGUGGUCACGUUACUGUCGCAGUGGUCACGUUACUGUCGCAGUGGUCACGUUACUGUCGCAGUGGUCACGUUACUGUCGCAGUGGUCACGUUACUGUCGCAGUGGUCACGUUACUGUCGCAGUGGUCACGUGACAGUCGCAGUGGUCACGUUACUGUUGCAGUGGUCACGUUACUGUCGCAGUGGUCACGUUACUGUCGCAGUGGUCACGUUACUGUCGCAGUGGUCACGUUACUGUCGCAGUGGUCACGUUACUGUCGCAGUGGUCACGUUACUGUCGCAGUGGUCACGUUACUGUCACAGUGGUCACGUUACUGUCGCAGUGGUCACGUUACUGUCGCAGUGGUCACGUUACUGUCGCAGUGGUCAUGUUACUGUCGCAGUGGUCACGUUACUGUUGCAGUGGUCACGUUACUGUCGCAGUGGUCACGUUACUGGCAUUACUCGCAGUGGUCAUGUUACUGUCACAGUGGUCACGUUACUGUCGCAGUGGUCACGUUACUGUCGCAGUGGUCACGUUACUGUUGCAGUGGUCACGUUACUGUCACAGUGGUCACGUUACUGUCGCAGUGGUCACGUUACUGUCACAGUGGUCACGUUACUGUCACAGUGGUCACGUUACUGUCACAGUGGUCACGUUACUGGCAUUACUCGCAGUGGUCACGUUACUGUCGCAGUGGUCACGUUACUGUCGCAGUGGUCACGUUACUGUCACAGUGGUCACGUUACUGUCGCAGUGGUCACGUUACUGUCGCAGUGGUCACGUUACUGUCACAGUGGUCACGUUACUGUCGCAGUGGUCACGUUACUGUCGCAGUGGUCACGUUACUGUCGCAGUGGUCACGUUACUGUCGCAGUGGUCACGUUACUGUCACAGCGGUCACGUUACUGUCGACACAAAAGCUCUAUGGCUGAUGAUCAUGAUGAUUAGUUAUUUUCAGUUAUUUUAUUGUCAGUGUCUGCUGAUUGGUUUCUAAUCAAAUAUGUAUUAGGCUGACUCUCAGAUCUAUGCAAUCACUUUAAUGAAUUAAUGGUUUAGUCCUCACAUAGGAAACAAGCAGAGUAGACUCUGCUUCACCCUGAGGAUGUGUUGCGUGUGAGUGCCAGCCAGACGGUGCAUCCCAGGUUAUAUUAAUUGAGCACCAAACAAAGGAAAACAGGCUGAAACAGGGAGGGAUUAUCUGAACUUGUCCAAUUGUUUUUGUCUUCUGUUGCAAAAUGUUUUGCUACGGUGUGCCCUAAUAAAUACGACCACAGUCAGCCAGUGAGUAUAAAUGAUGGGAGUCCAAUGACGAAUUGUCCCUUCUGUCCAGAAGAGGGCGCUGUUGUUCAGUCAGCAAAACAAUCCAGAGUGAAUAUUGAAUAGGAUUUUGUGAUUUUGUGUUUUUUUUUGCGAUUAUGAAUAAAGCCUGCUGGUUUAGGAACAAUGAUGAUGUGCUGUAUGUAAUGAUGUUUGUCUCACCUUAUGUUGUACAGAUUACAUGUGUGGGUUUUCCCUGUUGUAAAUAGUCAAUCUGGAACGAUGAACCUGUAAAGAAACAGGACUAAAUACUCCCAUCGUUGUGACACCCACGUUUUUUUUUUUUAUGUACUGUACAUAACGGUUCACUUGUUUUUCAAAUAAAUAAAGCUUUUGUCAGUG